AUGAGUCUUAGAGGAAGGUCCUAUAUAUUGGAAGAAGGGCCAGCAACGACGUCCCGUGACCCUGCGACAUCAGCCGAUAGGCUGGAGCAGUGGCUAGGAAUCAUUGAAAAUGCAUUCCCGGAAACACUUCAGGAAUACGAGGAAUGCCGUCUCAGGACGGCACUGAAACAUAACGUGGCCACCAAGAUGAGCUUAGGGGGAAAGCAUAGAGUUCCUGAGUUCCGUGGUGUCACGGGUAACCGCCUCUCAACAUUGGAUUCCAGGGAUAUAACUGUAGAAUUAGGAGAUAAGAUAGUUGUUCACGCACUGGUUGUGGUAAGAGGUGAUCUUUUCCCAGAAGAUCUACGCCCCGUCAACACCAUAACCCGGAAGAAGCUCCCCGUCAUGGUCUACAUCCACGGGGAGUCUUACGAGUGGAACAGCGGCAACCCUUACGACGGCUCUGUUCUCGCUUCUUUUGGUCAGGUCGUCGUCAUCACCGUCAACUUCCGUCUUGGCGUACUAGGGUUCCUACGUCCUGCCCUACGUGAGAACUACGUCAGUAACUUCGGGCUGCUUGACCAGAUAGCAGCGCUUCACUGGAUCAAGAGCAACAUUGAAAACUUCGGAGGCGACCCAGAGAAUGUGACCAUCUUCGGGCACGGCACCGGGGCGGCCCUCGCUAACUUCCUCCUCAUCUCCCCCGUCGCCCAGGGCUCCCAGGGGUUGUUCCAGCGAGCUAUUCUGAUGAGUGGAACGGCUCUCUCCCGCUGGGCCGUCACUUGGGAGCCUUACAAGUAUACCAUCCAGGUGGCCAAGGCGCUGGGGUGUCCACUGAACGAUCGAGGCGACAUACUUACCCAGUGUCUCCAGCGCAAGAGUGUGGAGGAGCUGUUGUCUGUGAACCUGCAGACACCCCCCUUCACCACUCCCCUUGGGCCUAUUAUCGACAAUGUUAUCGUACACCAACGGCCCAUCGAGUCGAUGAAGAGGGACACGUCGGUGUUCGGGAAGUAUGACCUCCUGUACGGGGUGGCGCUGGCCGAGAGUCACCACAUGUUGAACUCCGCCGAGGUCCGCAACGGUAUGAACAUCGACAGACGCAACAGACUCCUCAGAGCUUACAUCGCCAACAACUUUGACCACCACGCAUCACAGAUCUACUAUUCGGUAAUCAACCAGUACACACCAUGGAAUCAGUCACCCUUGGAAGACGAACGGAAGGUGAGAGAUCAGACGCUGGAGAUCCUAAGUGACGCCCAGAUCACUGCUCCAGUUAUCCAGAUGGCCGACCUCCACUCCAACAUUAACCAGAGGAGCUAUUUUUACGUCUUUAACCACCAGAGUAUCUACGGCGAUUACCCAGUGUUACAAGGGACGGUACACGGAGAGGAGCUGCCCUACGUGUUCGGGGCGCCUUUGGUCGGCGGCUUCAACCAUUUCGGCCUCAACUACACCCUGGACGAGGUCUUCCUCUCCGAACUCGUCAUGACCCACUUGACCAACUUCGCCAGGUCAGGGAACCCCAACCUGCCCACCCCACAGGAAUACAAGACACCGGGCUCUAAUCUUAACUGGGUUGAGAACAUGAAGAUGAUGUGGCCGCCCUACGAGAAGCAGCUCCAACAGUACCUUCAUAUAGACAUGCAGGUGGUAAUGAAGCACCACUACCGUGCCCAACCGAUAGCCCUCUGGAACAACCUUAUCCCCAACCUCAUCAGCUCAAACCAAGGUCCUCCUGUGCCCCUUCCCCCUGGUGCCACGCCCCCUACCAUUACGCUGGUGCCCACGAUCAAGCCUACGCUCCCGAUCCCCUUCACUGAACAUCCCCCCACUUACCCCGACAAUGACUGGCACAUACCGGGGAAGCCGAAACCGCCGCAGAAACCCGACUACCCAGACACAUACCCAGAAGAACCAGUGGAAUCGCAGGCAGUUACCCCCACACCCCCACCACCAGUUGUUGCGGGGACUCCCAUCAGCAUCGUCAUAGUGGUGGGUAUCUGUAUACUGUUUAUCAACUGCUGUGCCAUGGGCGGCGUUUACUACCAGAGGGAUAAGAUCAGACAUCAGUCGAGGUUAUUAAGGAAAACACUUCGACCGCGUAAAGCAGAGGAUUCUGAGGAGAGAGUCUCUGACGCCGCUACUUCUACCACUCAAAAGGAAAGAACGCAUAGGAAAAAAGGAAGUCGAUCUGAUUACGAAGUGAGUGAUGAAAUACAUUCUGACUCUGUGUCUCGAGCAUCUGGGGUAUCUAGAGAGUCAACAAUGAGGAGGAAACACUCUCAACCGGCGCAUGAUACAGCGUCAAAACAUGAGACUCCCAAGAGUUCCCUCAAGAGUACUAAGAGUCCAAAGAGUGGACACAAGCGGCACAAGAGCGAGAACUCCAUAUACAGUGAGAUUGGGAAGACAGCAGAUGUGCACGUGCAUGCUGAGGAAGCAGGACCCUCGCGCUCCAAGCAUGCCAAGAACCCCACUGUCAAAUUCAACACGCUGGGCGCUAGUUUGCCUCCUAAGGCCGUCACCAAGAGCACAACUUCCAUCACUUCUAAAGCGUCGAUCAAGAGUAACACUUCGCGUGCUUCUGUGAAAAGCACAGCUUCCCGUUCUUCCAUCAAGAGCACUUCUUCAGAAAAGCGUCUUAAAAAGAAUGCGAGCUGCCAAAGUUUACCCACAGCAGAAUAUACUUGGGGCAUAACCCCAGAGAUGACGAUGACGGAGCGAGAUGACCCUGAUGGGCGAGACGACCAGCGCAGUCCUGCUGACCGACAACAAACACUUGUAGCCAUGCAGAAACUAAACUACCCUAAAGUGUUACCAGACCGACCCGAAGUCGUACACGCUGCGACUUUACCAAAAAUGAGACCGCCUCCUCCACCUCGAUCAACGUCCCUCACCGCGCAUGAUAUACAAGAACUGGAGGACAAAGUUCACGUAGUCUACCGUAAAAAAAGAAACCCAAGAAGAGAUGCUUCUACAGACUCGUGUGACCUGAGCGGAGUAGACAAUAUUUAUCUAAUGGGUGCAGAUGUAGUGCCCUCAGCUUCUAUGUAUGGAGCGCCUGCUGCCACUGCUACUGUCAGCAGAACACGAUCUCGUAAAACCGACGGAACUUCAGAUUACGGACGUACCGGAGGCACAACAGAGUAUGUUCGUUCUGGAACUACGGGCGAAUAUGGACUGUCAGCUGUUGCCCUGGAUUUUGGAAGACCUGCAGCAGCAACAGAUUACUGUCAUCAAGGCGGCAGCCCAGGAUACGGUGGGUACACAACUUACGAGCCAACAUACAUGUAUAAGGAUAGCACAGUUCCCUCCCCUCCUAAAACCCCCACCACCCCACAGCCUGGAGAUGCCACCAAGAUCUUCGGGUAUGGUGGACCUCGAGUGCCUCGCGUGCCACUUGCCACAUUCGGCAAGAUAAAUAAUCAUUCUCCCGGGGACGGGUCAUCUCACCCAGAACAAGGACGACCACGUCCAACUUAUGAGAGCAGUACCACAUCUGUACCAGCACCAAACACUGCAGCAGCAGUUACAGCUGCAGCACAAACUGCACUGGCUACUGCAACAGCCCCAGCGUUUGUAGGUGCGUCAAACACUAAUAGAUCAGCGCCACGAGGCACCGUUACACCUGCGCCUGCGGCCACGCAUACAGUGGCUCUUCGGCAGCAAUCAUCCACCACCUCUGGCUCGGACACGGGAACAGUUUACGAACAGAGUGAGAAUACCGGUACGAUAAAGCGCAGAAAGUCAGUGAAAAAGGAAAAUGUCACCAAAAGUGUUGUAACUCAAGACACAGACAAGCCCUAUGAUAAGCCCUUGAAAGGUGUAUUGAAGCAAACUUCUGCUUAUGACAAACCCAAACCCUUGAUGGCGAAAGCUCCAGGCGCUUCCCCCAGCGCAUCAGCGUCCAGCCUCAGCAGCAACACGAGUGUCGAGGUGGGCAGUGGAGCAAGUGGCACCAACGAGACCGCCCAUGAACCCCUCCAGAAGACCCCAUCCGUGAAGAAAGGGACACGCGUAGCUACGCCAGGAAUCAGACGGAAGAAUAAAAGUGACAACCACACCACAACCGCAACUAUGCAAACAGACUCACCCAAAUGAAGAGAUUAUGUACCUUAUUAAAAAAAUUACUUGUUGAUCCCGUGAGUGAUUCUCACUCGGGAAUUUAAUUUUGGAGUCAAAACCGUGUUGGUUGGGUCCGUCACUUCAGACAGACUCGAUCGUUAGAGUUCCUCUUGACCUUUGAGGAGAAGACUCAGGACUUUGGUACUUUUAAGAUUCCUAUAUUUCCCGCGAGACUACCAGUUGUUGUUCCAUCUGGGUGUUUAUUUUAUUUAUUUUUUCACCCGGCUGCCCUCUUACCUCGUCUUGGAGGCCCAGCUGCCCAAGCAACACACCUCGCCUUAGGAGGGCCCAGGUUGUCCCCGCAACUCUGUUCUCCUCAAAGCGUAACUUGUGUUCAUGUUGUCACAACGGGUCAGACGAAUGGUUCCAAGAUGGUGUCUAUUUUUUACUCUGCUCUGAGAAGGUUUUUUAUUCACUCAUAUAUGUCCAUGAAGUUUUUUGUAUAUUAUAGACUUUUGUUCUGCCUGACGAUGGCGUCAUUUUCCAUAAUGAUUCAAAUCAGAGGUAAUCCUAUGUGUUCACAUUUCGUGUUUUCUUGUAGUUUUCCAUCAAAUUUCCAGAGGCAUUCCCGUGGUCCUCGUAAUACUGUAUGCACCAAUAAUUAUGCAUCCAAACAACGAAUGUUGUAAAUAAUGUUCAGUAACAAACUGCUUUUAAAUCAAUGCAACAAGUGGAGAGGAUGAUCUGUAACAUAGGUCAAGUUUCUUAUCUAAAUCAUGGAACAAACCGCCAGCCUCCCCCGUAAUGUGUUUCAAUCAACAGUAUUUGAUUCUGUACUCCGUAAAGUGACGCAGAUAAAGAAACAAAUGUCUUUUACAACGAAAAAUUCCUUUUGUUACAAUGUCCAAAGGUCUCCGAACAACACAGUGGAGACUUACAGCCACCACCACUACCUACUGCUACCACCGCUACCUACUACUACCACCACUUCUGCUACUACCACUACCUAC
This is a messenger RNA of Homarus americanus (American lobster), 5057 nucleotides long. RefSeq lists its product as uncharacterized. Gene Ontology annotation, biological process: synaptic vesicle endocytosis; postsynaptic membrane assembly; chemical synaptic transmission. NCBI's taxonomy places the organism in Eukaryota, Metazoa, Arthropoda, Malacostraca, Decapoda, Nephropidae. Gene Ontology annotation, molecular function: signaling receptor activity; cholinesterase activity; neurexin family protein binding. The coding region runs from base 1 to 4083 and encodes 1360 amino acids. The transcript is spliced from 13 exons. The record is from RefSeq and is a predicted model, not a curated record. Gene Ontology annotation, cellular component: cell surface; synapse; postsynaptic membrane.